This is a messenger RNA of Vicia villosa (hairy vetch), 1098 nucleotides long. RefSeq lists its product as uncharacterized. The transcript is spliced from 2 exons. Bases 462 to 944 code for a protein of 160 amino acids. NCBI's taxonomy places the organism in Eukaryota, Viridiplantae, Streptophyta, Magnoliopsida, Fabales, Fabaceae. The record is from RefSeq and is a predicted model, not a curated record.
GUUAACAAAGCUCUUCUUUUGAAAUGGAAGUGGAGAAUUUUGAUAGAGGAUAAUGCUAUAUGGAGUAGAUUCAUUUCUUUGAGAUAUCAUCGUCAUAAACUCAAGAUGCAAGUUCCUAAUGGAGACAUGAAAAGGAAUGACGAUUCAAUUUGGUGGAGAGACAUUUCUAACAAUAACUUGUUAGAUGAUUUUGUUGAUAGCGGUUUUACCGGAUGUUUUUUGUCUUGUUGUAAAAAUGGUAAAAAUAUUCUUUUUUGGCAUAGUUUGUGGUUGGGAGAUCAAUCUCUUCGCGAGCGUUACCCGGAUGUGUUUGAUUUGUCAACCAUAAAAAAUUGUGCGGUGGCGGAUGUGUUGGUUUGGAACAACGGAAAGCACCAUUGGGAGUUGGAGGCCUUAUUUAAUGGAGGGCUGCCAUCGCUUUUUCGCAAGGUACAGCUACUGUUUUGUCGACCGGGACAGCAAUGGUUUUACCGAAUGGGGCAGCAACAUCAGCAGCGUUCGCGGCAGCCCGGGGGCUGUCCUCUUGGGCCCGUUUUUGUGACGAUCUAAACUCUUUUAUCCCGGUAGAAUUGGAGGAGGAUAGCUUCAUGUGGCGCAUCAAUUCGGAAAAGGAGUUUUCGGAGAUUUGGAAACAUAUGUAUGGUUGGGUGGGCAUAAAGGAGGUUUUGAACGGAAUGGAUUUUUUGGAUUUCGGAGUCUUACAAGAUAAAGUGAAUAAUGUUAACCAUAGGUUGAAGUUAAACAUAAUUUGGAUUGCUAUAAUUUGGUGCACUUGGAUUAUGCGAAACGCUAUUAUCUUCAAGGGGGAAGCUUUUUGCUAUGAUGUGGUUUGUUCCAAUAUCAUCUUCCUUUCAUGGAGAUGGUUGUCUUUUGGUUAUCCUAAGUUCAAGGCCACUUACUAUGAAUGGUUCAAAUUUCCUUUAUCUUGUUCUAACGCUUUUUAGCGUCUCUUUGUAAGGGUUGCACCCCUAGUGCGAGCUUUAUAAUGAAUUGCUUAUUAAAAAAAAAAUUCAUAAAUGCGUACGGGUAAUUAUCUACUAAAAUAAUAAAUGAGUAUAACCGCAUGUGCAGGUAUCUUAAGUCUCAUCCCGUCUCAUA